Molecule: messenger RNA, 1091 nt
Organism: Boeremia exigua
Lineage: Eukaryota; Fungi; Ascomycota; Dothideomycetes; Pleosporales; Didymellaceae
Product: Tim17/Tim22/Tim23/Pmp24 family-domain-containing protein
Exons: 5
Coding region: 200-883 (227 amino acids)
Cellular component (GO): peroxisomal membrane
Source: RefSeq, a predicted model, not a curated record
UCGACUGCACCCAGCUCGAUAGCCGGCUGGUUCACUCAGGCUUGCGACUCGAUCGAAUGUACCACAUUUCACGCUUCUACUGUUCCCUUCAUUGUCGCGCCUCUCAACCUCGACAAUACUGCCGACAGCAAGUUUGAAGAAGGAAACUUUCGCGGCGCAUCAUUUCCUGGUACCGAGGCUUCAGAUACCGCAACGCGACAUGGACAAGUUACAUGCACUCGAAUCUGCGCUGGAGAAAAUUAUUCUUGACCCAAAGUACCACGACAUCCUUACACUGGUAAAAGGUGUACGGAAUGGCAUCGUUUACGGCGCCAAAGUGCGCUUCCCGCACGCACUUGUGAUGAUCUUCCUCUUCCGCUCGGGAACAAUACGCUCAAAAUGCUGGCUUGUCUACAAAGCCACACGGCAGCAUGCCCGUAAUCUCGGCCUUUUCGCCCUCACCUACAAGACCACUAUGCUCUUCCUCCGCCAUACCUCUCCCACAGGCAAGGAGCGCCACUACGACUCGUUCCUCGCCGGCCUGCUCGGCGGCUACACAGUCUUCGGGCGCACAAUACAUAACUCUGUCUCUCAACAGAUCGUCAUAUACGUAUUUGCACGAGUGGCGCUGGCGCUGGCGAAACUCGCUGUGCAGCCGAGACAUGUUGCUGGGACUCCAGGCGGAGCAGGUGGGUGGGAGCUGUUCGGAGACGGAGAGAUGCGGAGGAUUCUGAUCCGCAAUGGAUGGCCAGCCUUUGCGAGUUUGAGCUGGGCUAUGGUUAUGUAUCUGUUCAGGUGGCAUCCAGAGACUGUACAGAGCAGUUUGAGGAGCAGCAUGAGUUACAUUUAUGUACAGUCGGAUCAUUGGGACUCGCUGCGAACGUUGGUUUGGCACAACAAAUGAGGCGAACAGACCCAGAGCAUCACACGGGCUCGCUACAAGUGUACUGAUGCAGACUCGGCAUGAAUCCGGGCGCAUCGGCUGGUAUGAGCGUCAGACUUGUCAUCCGCCUGGUACAACUUAUAUGUGGUAUGGAUGUACUCGUGCAAGCAGCCUUACCUUGCAGCUCCAUCGGCGACAGCACGUGGCAGGCGCGACUAAGAUUGCCCUG